GAAAAUUUCGUGGGUUCGAGUUGAUCCACCCGGGUUUGGAAUUUUUCAGCAAACAUAUUGUCGAUAUGUUAAUAAUACAAUAUUUUGCAAGAUGUAAUUUAUAAUGAAUUCUUAAAGAAAAAUUAUUAUUACCGAUCGACAAUAAAUUAUAAAUUUCGAUUUGUGAUAGAGAUUUCAACGAGGGAUAAAAAAAAUAAGAAGAGGGUGCGUGGAAAGUGAGAUAAAGAAAGUCAAUGAGAAUCGCGGAGAGAGCGAGAGAGAAAAUAAAUAUCGAGAAUACCGCUAGAGUGAGAAAAUAGUGGGAGGGAGAAAGAGAGAAAGAGAAAGAGAAGGAGAUAGAGAAGAAUGAACUGCGCGCGCAGAUGGCGCGAUGUUGAUGCGUCAGAAUCGGUGCUCUUGCCGUCAUCGUCAUCGUUUGCCGGGCUAUGCCAAGGAUGAAAAGAGAAGGAAUUUUAGCUCGUUCGUAAGAGAGAGAAAUAAAGGCAGAAACUAAAGGGAGAGAAAGAUAGUGUAUGCACACUACUAUGCGCAUGAAUCGUCGAAUAUGAGAAAGAGAAGGUAAUAGUAAGCACGAGAGAAAAAAGGAUAGAAGGAGGGAGAGAGAAUGAGAGAGAGCGAGAGGGUGUCAGAGAGAAAGGAGGGGAAGUAAAGCAGCAAACAGACAAGACGCGCCUUCGCGAAGAGAGGCACGGGAGCAGGAGCUCGUACUUACGGGGCGGACCACUGUUAGAGCCAGUCUUACGACCACCUCAGAAACGAACAACCCAAAAUUCGAAUGCGGUUUUCCCUGUCAUCGUUAUUACUACUAUCAUUCUUCUCGUGCUCGUCGUGAUAGUUGUUAUUGUUGCUACUGCUACUGCUACUGCUGCUGCUGCUCUUUCUCUUGAUCGAUUCCCCGGCGAGGUUGCCGGGUGGGAAAAGUAAGCGUGCGUGCCGCAGACGACGUCUCGCGAAGAGAAACGAAGAAGUAAGAGGAGGAGAAGAAAGAGAGAAAGAGAGAAAAAAGAAAGAAAGAUAGAGAGGAAGAAAGAGAAACGGCCGGAACGCGACCGCUUGCUUGCUGACUUUUCUUCGCGCCGUCUAUAUAGUAGUGGUGGUAGUGGUGGUAGUGGUGGUGGUGGUGGUGGUGGUGCUCUGGUGGUGAUCUGGUGUUCUAGUGGUGGUGACUUUGCCGAAGGUGUAUUGGCUGAGAGAGAGAGCCGACAACAGGACACGAGUAAGCCGCCGACAAAAGAGGGCUGUUAUGGAGCGAGGUUGUCGUCUGCUUUUCCUGUUCCCGCCGCUACACCUGCUUACGAUAUUCGUUGCUCUCACUCUGACAAAUGCUUUCUCUACGGACAGUAAACCGGCUUGUCCAUUAAUACAAUUUCGCUGUGCGAACGGCAGAUGUAUACCUCCGACUUGGGUUUGCGACAAAACUGACGACUGUACGGAUAAUUCUGAUGAGGAUCCUGAAAAAUGCAAAGGUACAGAUAAUUGCAGCGAAAACGACUUCAAAUGUAACAGUGGCAGAUGCAUACCUGGGUUAUGGCAUUGCGACGGGGAAAAGGAUUGUGAUGAUGAAUCCGAUGAAGAUCCUAAUGUUUGCAGAUUGAAGAAUUGCACCGCGGAACAAUUUACUUGUCGUUCGGGAAAUGGCGAGUGCGUGGCAUUAACAUGGAUGUGCGACGAGAAUCCAGACUGUUCGGAUGGUUCGGACGAAGCUGAAUGCAAUGAUACUUGUCGAUCGGAUGAGUUUACCUGUGCAAAUAAGCAUUGCAUUCAACUCCAUUGGGUCUGUGAUCAUGAUGAUGAUUGCGGAGAUGGCAGUGAUGAAAAAUACUGUAGUCCAACUACCUGCAAUCCUGCAACAGAUUUUGCUUGUUCAGACAACUACUGUAUUACAGCAAAGUGGAGAUGCGAUGGUGAUUAUGAUUGUCCUAAUCAUUCUGAUGAGAUGGAUUGCAAGGGAAAAAAUCAGGGACAGAGGGCAAGCCAUUGCGAUAAGAGAGAAUUUGAUUGUGAUGAUGGUGUUACUUGCAUACAUCAAACAUGGGUAUGCGAUGGGGAUAAAGACUGUUCAAACGGUGCAGACGAAUCACCACUAAGAUGUCAUAACAUCACUUGUAGAGCUGAUCAAUUCCAAUGCGAAGAUCGACGUACCUGUAUACCAGGUCACUUGUACUGCAAUGGCAAAGCUGAAUGUUCAGAUGGAAGUGAUGAAAAGAAUUGUUCAAUAAAAGCUCCUGUAUGCGAUCCAAUGACACAAUUUGAAUGCAGUGAAGCUUCGUGUAUUCCUCUUAAAAGUGUGUGUGAUAAGAAAAUGGAUUGUAUCAAUUGGGAAGAUGAACGUGUUGAACUUUGCGGUGUAGAUGAAUGUGACAAAGAUAAUGGUGGAUGUUCACAAAUAUGUAUUGAUCUUCCCAUUGGCUAUCGUUGCGAUUGUAAACCAGGAUACAAAUUGAUCGACAAUCGAACCUGCGAUGAUAUCGAUGAAUGCUUAGAGCCAGGAAGUUGUUCACAAUUUUGUCAAAACGAAAAAGGAACAUUUAAAUGUAAUUGUGCUCUUGGUUACUUGAAAGAUCCUAAAAAUUUAACUCGUUGUAAGGCAGCAGAAGGACAUGCGAGUCUUCUUUUUACUAGAAGACAUGAUAUUAGAAAAGUAGCUUUGGAUCGUCAAGAAAUGACGGCGAUUGUCAAUAAUACAAAAAUGGCAACAGCUUUGGACUUUGUUUUUCGAACGGGAAUGAUAUUUUGGAGCGAUAUUACAGAAAGAAAAAUUUAUAAAGCACCGAUAGAUGAAGGAAAUGACCGUACAGUUGUAAUAGAAGAUGAUUUAACCACGUCAGAUGGAUUAGCAGUAGAUUGGAUAUAUAGUCAUAUAUAUUGGACUGAUUCUGGAAAAGAUACUAUAGAAUUAGCUAAUUUCGAAGGAAAUAUGAGAAAAACUCUCAUCAAAGAUCACAUACAAGAACCGCGAGCUAUCGCCUUAAAUCCCUUAGACGGUUGGAUGUUUUGGACUGAUUGGAGUGACGAAGCUCGUAUAGAAAGAGCUGGUAUGGAUGGUUCUCACCGUUCAAUUAUUGUUGGACAUGAUAUAAAAUGGCCAAAUGGAUUGACUCUAGAUCUAAUUGGUAAAAAAGUAUAUUGGGUAGAUGCUAAACUUAACUUUAUAGCAUCUUGUAAUUAUGACGGUUCAGGAAGAAGAACAGUUUUAUUUUCUCCUGCGAUGUUAAGACAUCCGUUCAGUAUUACAACAUUUGAAGAUUAUGUUUAUUGGACAGAUUGGGAUAAAGAAACGAUAUUUAAAGUUAACAAAUUUACUGGUAAAGAUGUAGAGUCUGUUACAUCAGUAAAAUCGCCUCAGCAACCAAUGGUGGUACAUGUGUAUCAUCCAUAUAGACAACCUGACGGAAUGAAUCAAUGUCAGUCUGUCAAUGGUCAUUGCAGUCAUUUGUGUUUGCCUGCACCUAAAAUUAAUUCUAGAUCACCGCUUCUAAGUUGUGCAUGUCCGGAUGGACUGAGGCUGUUACCUGAUGGAUUGAUGUGUGUAGAAAAUGUAACUACUACUGUAGCACCAACAACACAAGAAAAUGCUAAACUAUUUAAAAGGCUUGAACCGCUGAACAUUUCAACAACUGUUCAUCCAAUAACCUCGAUGGAUAGUGGAAAAAAUAAUUCUACAAGUGAAUCAACAGACCCUGGUCUAGUUGCUGGUGUUGUCAUAGGCGUGGUAUCAUUAGGCCUAUUAGUACUUGCAUUAGUGGCAGUAUUGUGCUAUAGGCAUUAUCUUCAUCGUAAUGUUACAAGUAUGAACUUCGACAACCCUGUAUAUAGAAAAACUACCGAAGAUCAGUUUAGUCUCGAAAAGAACAGAUUUCCCCUUCCUGCUGCUACAGUUGGAGAGGAGGCUCAGGAACCAUUAACGAGUCCUGGAACUAAUGACUACGUUUAAGGCUUAAUUUGUCAAUGAAAUGAGAUUAGCAGACUUGAAAAAGCAGUGAUCAUGUAAGAAAAUCAUGUAAAAACAGAUGUAAUGUCAUUUACAUCUAAUGAGCCUGUUCAAAUGUAUGCCUGCGUCUGCUCACCUGCCUGCCAACUCAGCUGUGAUUAUGUUUAUUUUUUUGUACUGUUUAUUUGUUAACAAAUUUUUGUGCAUUAUCAUUCGAAUAUAUUAGACAUACAUAAAACGUUUAGAUUUGCUCUAAGACAUAAAGGGAGAAAUGUCUAGGGACAUACAUAACCACACACAUGAUAAUUGUUGUAGAGUAAGUAUAACAAGGAUUAAAUUUUAAAUACAUUUCAUCCCUGUACUUCUAAAUUUUUUAAAAGCUAAGUAAAAAGGAAAAAAUACACAGAGUUUCAUCAAAGAAAUCGUAAUAUAAUAUAACGUAGAGUUAAAAAAGACAUUUACAAUAUUGGUGAUAUUUUCUUUGUCUCUCUUUUUGCACACAUUUAUAAUAUUGAUAUAUCGCAUACUACUUAUGUCCAUUGUACAUUUAUUCUAUAUCUAUUUUAUAGAUAAAAAGAAUUAUUCUUUCAUAUUGCUAUUUACAAGUGUCAAUAAUAAAAAAGAUGAAGAAGAUAGAAAAUAAUUACAAAAAAGAAAAAAAAAAUAACUUUUGUUUUUAAAGCAAAAAUAUAUAUAUAUUUUCCAAAACAACACAUUUUUAACAGCAGAUAUUUAAAUCGUAAUAUCAAUGGAUAUUGAUAUGGUAUGGAUGUCUAUAUUAUUGGCUUAAGUAGAAGUCAUUAAUGGUCUUAAAGUAAAAGUAAAAUUCAGAAAAAGCAAACGAUAGAUGAUGAUACAAUUUUUUCUUUAAUGUAUUUAUUUGUUCAUAAAAGAAGGAAAAAAAACGUGAACAAAAAAUACGAAUUGUAGCGGUUUAUGCAUAUAUAUUUCAACCAUGAGAAGACAAGAGCGAUUUCUAGUUAUUAUCAUAUAUAUAAUAUUUUUUUCUCUCAGGUUAAGGUGCUUAACAAUAUCUAUAAUGUAGUUCUACAUAAUUCUUAUUUUUCUGAUCGAGCCUAAUAUUUUUUUGUUUUUUUUUCUGCAGCGUGAUUUGCAUGUACAUUAAACAACAUACUAUUAUUGUUAUUCAUUAAUCUAAAUAUCUACGUAGACGUUGUAAAAGAUAUUUUGAUUUUUAUUAAUUAAUCAAUUAAUUAUUUAUUACACGAGAAUUUAAUUGGAAAUUGCUUAUUCUGAAGGAUGAGGGUGGUUCUAUUGUCGGAGUCAUAUGUAAAUGAUGCAGAAAUUAGAUAAAUGUA
Molecule: messenger RNA, 5250 nt
Organism: Polistes canadensis
Lineage: Eukaryota; Metazoa; Arthropoda; Insecta; Hymenoptera; Vespidae
Product: very low-density lipoprotein receptor-like
Exons: 14
Coding region: 1244-3934 (896 amino acids)
Molecular function (GO): protein binding; calcium ion binding
Source: RefSeq, a predicted model, not a curated record